Messenger RNA from Vigna unguiculata (cowpea), 2727 nucleotides. Its product is annotated as cellulose synthase-like protein E1. Gene Ontology annotation, cellular component: membrane. Gene Ontology annotation, molecular function: cellulose synthase (UDP-forming) activity. The record is from RefSeq and is a predicted model, not a curated record. Gene Ontology annotation, biological process: cellulose biosynthetic process. Lineage: Eukaryota; Viridiplantae; Streptophyta; Magnoliopsida; Fabales; Fabaceae.
GUUAACAUUAAUGAAAACUAAACAAGAGAGGAUUUUACUAUAGGAGAAAUAAAGGAAAACUAUUUUUCAAAAUGGUCAUCAGCAAUGUUUUGUUACCUUUCUUGGAGCAAACAGGGUUACCAUUUAUCAAGAAAGAUGCAAACUUCGAUGAAGUUCAGGUAAAAGAAUUUCCAAGAAUUCUGGCCUUUCAUUUUCCAGGAAAAGGGAUUUUGAGGUAAGUGAAAUGAGUCAGUAUAUCAAUAUCAACCACAAAAGAAUCGUACGAACUUCGAACUCUACUACCAUGGUCUUCACCAUAACAAAGUCUUAUGUAGUGUAUAAAUAGUAAAAGAGUUAAGAAAGUAACAGAAGAUAUGGCAGAGAUGGAGUAUUCUCCAUUGUUUGAGACAAAGAGGGCCAAAGGAAGAGUCUUUUACAAGGUUUUUUCUUUGUCAUUGUUUGUGGGGAUUUGCUUCAUCUGGGUUUUCAGAGUGAGUCACAUACCCAGAGAAAGUGAAGAUGGGAAAUGGGGUUGGAUUGGCUUGUUUUUUGCUGAACUAUGGUUUGGUCUUUAUUGGCUUCUCAGACACCCCUUCAGAUGGAAUCCUCUCUUCAGGGAACCUUUCAGACAAAGGCUAUCUCAAAGAUAUGAGAAGGUGUUACCAAAAGUGGACAUCUUUGUGUGCACAGCAGAUCCAGAAAUUGAGCCACCAGUGAUGGUUAUUAACACAGUGCUAUCACUUAUGGCUUAUGAUUAUCCACCACACAAACUCAGUGUGUAUCUUUCAGAUGAUGCUGCUUCAGAUAUUACCUUCUAUGCUCUCUUAGAAGCUUCCACCUUUGCAAAACAAUGGCUUCCAUUCUGCAGGAAUUUCAAGGUGGAUCCCACCUCACCAUCUGCUUAUUUCAAAACUAUUCACUCGUCUACUCACCCAAAUGCUCAUGCCAAUGAGUUGCUCACCAUCAAGAAAUUGUACCAAGAUAUGGAAAGUCGAAUAGAAAAUGCUGCAAAGAUGGGUAGAGUACCAAAAGAAGUACACUCAAAGCAUAAAGGGUUUUCACAGUGGGAUUCAUAUUCCUCUCGAAGAGACCAUGACACAAUUCUUCAAAUAUUACUACAUGAAAAGGACUCGAUUGCCAAAGAUGUAGAUGGGAAUGUUAUGCCCCUAUUGGUAUAUUUGGCUCGUGAGAAGAGACCUCAAGUUGCACAUAAUUUCAAAGCUGGAGCCAUGAAUUCAUUGAUAAGAGUGUCAUCAAUGAUUAGCAACAGGGAAAUUAUCCUUAAUGUAGAUUGUGACAUGUACUCAAACAAUUCUCAAUCUCUAAGGGAUGCUCUCUGCUUCUUAAUGGACGAAGAUAAGGGUCAUGAGAUUGCUUAUGUGCAGACUCCACAGUGUUUUGAGAAUAUAACGAAGAAUGAUCUAUAUGGUGGUGCUCUACGAGUAGUUUAUGAGGUGGAUUUCCAUGGUUUGGAUUCACUUGGCGGGCCUUUGUAUAUUGGAACUGGCUGCUUUCACAGAAGAGAGAUACUGUGUGGGAGAAAGCUCAGUCACCGAUACAAGAAAGAUUGGAAUGAAUACAAAAAUAUUGGUGAUAUGAAAGAAGCAAGCUUGGAUGAACGGGAAGAACAAUCAAAGGCUCUUGCUAGUUGUACCUUUGAGAAAAACACUUUAUGGGGAAAAGAGAUGGGACUGCUAUAUGGUUGUUCAUUAGAGGAUGUUAUGACAGGAUUGUCUAUUAAAUGCAGAGGAUGGAAAUCAGUGUUCUAUAAUCCUCAAAAGAGAGCAUUCUUAGGUGUAGCUCCAAACACCUUGCCACAAGCACUAGUUCAGCAUAAGAGAUGGUCUGAAGGAUGCUUUCAAAUUUUGCUUUCCAAGCACAGUCCUGCAUGGUAUGCUUAUGGAUUCAUCAGUCCAGGCCUCCAAAUGGCAUAUUGUUACUAUAACCUAUGGGUGUUUUUAAGUUGGCCAACUCUAUAUUAUUGCAUCAUCCCUUCACUCUAUCUCCUCAAAGGCAUUCCCUUGUUUCCACAGAUGUCAAGUCCAUGGUUCAUACCUUUUGCAUAUGUGAUUCUUGGCGAUUCCUCUUAUUGCUUGAUGGAGUUUUUGUGGUCAGGAGGCACGAUAAAGGGUUGGUGGAAUGAGCUACGGAUAUGGCUGUACAAGAGAACAAGCUCUUACGUCUUUGCUUUUGUUGAUACGAUCUUGAAGUGUUUUGGCUUUCAAGAAUCAAGCUUUGUAGUAUCUGCAAAGGUAGCAGAAGAAGAAGUUUCCCAACGAUAUGAGAAAGAAAUCAUGGAGUUUGGAAACCCAUCCCCAAUGCUCACUCUGCUAGCAACACUUGCAUUGCUCAAUUUGUUUUGCCUUCUUGGCAUGUUCUUCAAGCAAGUGUUCAUCAAUGAAGAGGGUCUCAGAAUUUUUGAUGCAAUGGGAUUGCAAGUUCUUCUUAGUGGGGUUUUGGUUCUCAUCAAUCUACCUGUGUACCAAGGACUCUUCCUAAGAAAAGAUGAGGGAAGAUUACCAAAUUCCGUUGCAGCAAAAUCCACAGGAUUGGCUCUAGCUGCAUGUGCCUUCUUUAUUUCCCUUAGUUAAGAUGUUUCAUAUUUUCAGUUUUAGUUUUCAUGUUCUUGAUUUUUACAAAGUUCUACUUUUUACUGAAAUAAUUUAGAAAAUGUGUACCCUAAUCAUGACAAUUCACCAGUAGUGUUGUGCCUUUUUAUUCAAGUGAUGAACAAUUUGACCUUUUUUA